Messenger RNA from Caenorhabditis elegans, 1365 nucleotides. RefSeq names its product C2H2-type domain-containing protein (gene E01G4.5). The record is from RefSeq and is marked reviewed. The transcript has 6 exons. NCBI's taxonomy places the organism in Eukaryota, Metazoa, Nematoda, Chromadorea, Rhabditida, Rhabditidae. The coding region runs from base 136 to 1293 and encodes 385 amino acids.
AGUCAUUCUAUAUUCAUUUUUGAGCGACUGGUGGUUGCCCCCUCUUCUUUUUUCCUUUAGUUUCUAUUGUCCUGUGUUCAACCUUGCAUUGCUCUGAUCAUUUGGAACACUUCCCACUAAAGAGCUAAUUGUCAUAUGAGGAUGAAGUUUAGAGGCUUGAGCAAGAUAAAAAACCGCACCGUCCUGCACAACCACGUGGCCAAGCUUUUUGACAUCUUUAUCAGAGGUGUGAUACAAAAGGCUGAGGGGGAUUUGGAGCAUACCAAAUUUUGGUUAAACUUAACCCACAGUGGUUAUGAGGAGGGGGAGGGUCACCACGUCCAGCACAAGACGUACCAAACCGUGGAUGGUGGAGUGCUCAUGAACAUCCUGGCGCGCCAAAUGCAAUCGAACAAAUCGAUAAAGCUGGACAAGAGCUUCGUCAUAAGUAUGAAUGUGUUCAAGAGGAAGGACAAAUCCGUGGCCGGUCGUGGUAGAAACAGAGCUUCACUACCACCCAAAGGUACAAGAGAUGUAAAUCGGAUGCGGCAAUUUAUUCUAGAGCACACAUUUGGAGUGAAGAAUGAGCGUAUUUGUGGGCCCUCGCACUGUCUACCGAAAGCUCUGGCCGUUGGAAAGCUGUUGUUUGACAAGAAGAGAUGUCCUGACAGCGUGGAGCGAGCAGCCCUCGAAAACAAAUGGCAGAGUGUAGCAAAGAGCGACGCCACGGAUGAGCACAAAAGUACCUCCGAGUUGAAGAUGGCCAAACAGCUUCUAGAAGCCGCCGGGAUGGACACCGAACAGGAAGUUCACGAUCGUUCAGAUCUUGCAAGGUUGGCCUCACACAUUCAUGAGUAUCAGAUCAAGCUGUGGACUUGUAAUGGACGUCAACCCGUUGCAUACAUAGAUGCCGAGUACAACCCCGAGGGUACCAAAUUCAUAGGGCUCUUCUUUUAUGAUGGUCACUACGAGGUUGUGGAUCACAUCCGUGGGAAAAAGGGCGCACAUUUCUGUGACAAGUGCUACCAGUUUGUCGAGAAGAAUCACGCUAAGAAUUGUGAGAAAAAAUGUAGAAGCUGUGGGCACUUUGAGUGCGGUCAACAAGAAAAAGACGUAGUUUGUGACACCUGUAACGUGACAUUCAAAAACCAGAUGUGUUAUGAUAACCACCUCAAGAAAGUUUCACAGCAGGCCCUUCCUCAUUGUGAGAAAUGUUUUGUGUGCCGUGAUUGUGGGAGACUGGACCAAACCGCGCGCUUCAGAGGUCAUUGGCUUCAUACACUCAAAAGCAGAAAUAGCUUAGUUUUGCAAUAACUCUGAAAAUAAAAUGUUCUAGCUCUCAUUUUUCAAUACUUUCACACAUUUUGCUUUUUAAUUCACAUAUAG